Molecule: messenger RNA, 4868 nt
Organism: Achroia grisella
Lineage: Eukaryota; Metazoa; Arthropoda; Insecta; Lepidoptera; Pyralidae
Gene: ATP8A
Product: probable phospholipid-transporting ATPase IA
Biological process (GO): phospholipid translocation
Cellular component (GO): plasma membrane
Molecular function (GO): ATP binding; ATPase-coupled intramembrane lipid carrier activity; magnesium ion binding
Source: RefSeq, a predicted model, not a curated record
UGUUGGCUUCUAAAUUGUAAAUCGCUCAUGUGAUGUCAACAUGAAAAAUCGUUAAAUUUUGAUAAAAAUAUCCAAUAAUCUAUUUGGUAUACUUUUGACAGAAACCAAGUGAAAUGUUUUUGCCUUUCUAACAGUGAACUAUGAUUUUUACUCCGUCACAAUAUAUAACAAUGCUAACGGUUUACAUAUAAUUUACAUUAAAAGUGUUUUUAAAGUCGGAAUUUUACAGAGAAUAAUCACAUUUCCAGUAGACGGCAACAAUGUUCCAUAAAUUUAAUUAUUUAAUAUUGUACGGAGAAACGUAAACUAAUUUCGUAUACUGAAUUGUGAAAAGUGGUGCCAAUGGCUUUAAACGAGUGGUUCCUGAGGUUUUUCCAUAACCACGACAUCAUGGCUCCGUUUCAGAGGUUCUACCGGGCCAUGGUCCUUAAAAUGAAUCAACAUGAGGACGAGGCGACGACGUCUGGCGUGACUGAUGGAGUCCCCGGUGAACAGCAGAACCGGGUCAUCUUUAUGAACAGCCAGCAGCCGAUCAAGUUCGUCUCUAACAGGAUAUCCACUGCCAAGUAUAGUGUGCCCUCCUUCAUCCCGCUGUUCCUGUUCGAGCAGUUCCGCCGGUACUCCAACUGCUUCUUCUUGCUGAUCGCGCUGCUGCAACAGAUCCCGGACGUGUCUCCCACCGGCCGCUGGACCACCCUCACCCCUCUUAUACUCAUACUCAGCGUCAGCGCACUCAAGGAAAUUGUGGAGGACUUCAAACGUCACCGAGCAGACGAUGAGACGAACAGACGGAAAGUGGAGGUGCUGCGGGAGCAACGCUGGGAGAUGAUCCGGUGGGAGCGGCUGCAGGUCGGCGACAUAUGCAAGGUGGUCAACAACCAGUUCUUCCCGGCUGACCUCGUGCUGCUCGCUUCCAGCGCACCGCAGGGCAUAUCGUUCAUCGAGACGUCGAAUCUGGACGGAGAGACAAACCUGAAGAUCAGGCAGGCGCAGCCGGAGACCAGCCGCCUGGACUCCGCCACCGCCCUCGCCGACUACCACGCCACGCUGCAGUGCGAACCGCCCAACAGGCACCUCUACGAGUACAAUGGGAAGCUCACGCCCUCCAACACCAAGUCCAUCCCGCUGGGUCUGGAGCAGAUGUUGCUGCGCGGCGCGAUGCUGCGGAACACCGCGUGGGUGCACGCAGUCGUCGUCUACACCGGACACGAGACCAAGCUCAUGAAGAACUCCACCAAGGCACCUCUGAAGCGGUCAUCCAUCGACCGACAGACAAACACACACAUCCUGAUGCUGUUCCUCAUCCUGCUGGCGCUGUCGCUGCUCAGCGCCGCCUUCAACGAGCUCUGGAUACGGUCGCACAACGACUGGUACAUCGGUUUGGAAGAAGCGCAGAAGGCACACUUCGGAUUCAACUUUCUAACGUUCCUGAUAUUGUACAACAACCUGAUACCGAUAUCUCUGCAAGUCACCGCCGAAAUCGUGAGGUUUUUCCAAGCAAAAUUCAUUGCAAUGGACAGUGAGAUGUACCAUGAAGAGACCGACACGCCGGCGAUGGCGCGCACCUCCAACCUGAACGAGGAGUUGGGCAUGGUGAAGUACAUCUUCAGCGACAAGACCGGCACGCUCACCUGCAACGUCAUGAAGUUCCACAAGUGUUCCAUUGGGGAGAUAAUUUACAAUCGUCCCGGACCGAAUGAGAAGUUGGAAGAUACGUUACUGUACCAGAAUCUCAACAAGAACCACCCGACGGCGCCCAUCAUCGAGGAGUUCCUCAUCAUGCUAGCCAUCUGCCACACCGUCAUCCCGGAGCAGCGGAACGGGAAAAUUGAGUACCAGGCUGCAUCACCAGACGAGCGCGCGCUGGUGCUGGGUGCGGCCGCGUUCGGGUUCGAGUUCGAGUCCCGCGGCGCCGGCUGCGUCAGCGUGCGCGCGCGCGGCCGCCGCCUCCAGUACCGCGUGCUGCACGUGCUCGACUUCACCUCCGCGCGGAAGCGCAUGUCCGUGCUCGUGCGCACGCCCACAGGCGAGCUGAAGCUGUACUGCAAGGGCGCGGACUCCGUGAUCUACCCGCGGCUGGCGGGCGGGCGGGCGGCCCCCCGCGCGGACGCCACCCUCGCGCACCUCGAGCUGUUCGCGGCCGACGGGCUGCGCACGCUGGUGCUGGCGGUGGCGGACGUCUCCGAACAGUUCUACCAGGUGAGGGUACUAUACGGACGCACCCUCGCGCACCUCGAGCUGUUCGCGGCCGACGGGCUGCGCACGCUGGUGCUGGCGGUGGCGGACGUCUCCGAACAGUUCUACCAGGAUUGGUCGAAUACCUACCACAAGGCGAGCAUAGCGAUACAGGACCGCGAGCAGAAGUUAGAGGAGGCGGCCAUGCUCAUAGAGAACAACCUGCGACUGCUCGGCGCCACCGCCAUCGAGGACAAGCUUCAGGACGGCGUUCCGGAGACGAUAUCAGCCCUGCUGAAGGCGAACAUGUACGUGUGGGUACUCACGGGCGACAAGCAGGAGACAGCCAUUAACAUCGCGCACUCAGCGCACCUCAUACACCCCGCCAUGCCGCUAGUGGUGCUCAACAAGGACAGCCUCGACGGCACUCGCGAAACCAUAUCUCAGCAAUCGGCGGAGUUCGGUGAGAACUUGCGGAAACAGAACGAGGUGGCGCUGAUCAUCGACGGCAAGACCCUCAAGUACGCGAUGGGCUGCGACCUCAAGAAGGAUUUCCUCGAUCUGUGUAUAUCCUGCAAGGUUGUCAUCUGUUGCCGAGUAUCGCCCAUACAGAAGGCCGAGGUGGUGGAGAUGGUGUCGGCGGCGACGGGCGCGGUGACGCUGGCCAUCGGCGACGGAGCCAACGACGUCGCCAUGAUACAGCGCGCCUCCGUCGGGGUCGGCAUCUCCGGCGUGGAGGGGCUGCAGGCCGUCUGCGCCUCCGACUACAGCAUCGCGCAGUUUCGUUUCUUACUGCGACUGUUAUUGGUGCACGGCGCGUGGAACUACUCCCGUAUCAGCAAGCUGAUCCUCUACUCGUUCUACAAGAACAUCUGCCUCUAUGUCAUCGAGCUCUGGUUCGCUAUAUACUCGGCGUGGUCCGGUCAGAUCCUGUUCGAGCGUUGGACGAUAGGUUUCUACAACGUGAUAUUCACCGCACUGCCACCCUUCGCUAUUGGACUCUUCGAUAAAUUGUGUUCACCUGAAAUUAUGUUAAGGCACCCGGUGCUGUACAUCCCGUCGCAGCAGGGCCUGCUGUUCAACGUGCGCGUGUUCUGGGUGUGGGCGGUGAACGCUCUGCUGCACUCGGUGCUGCUGUUCUGGCUGCCCGUGCUCCUCACGCAGCACCACGCGCUGUGGCCCAGCGGACGCGACGGGGGGUACCUCGUGCUGGGGACCUUCGUCUACACGUACGUGGUGCUGACUGUGUGCCUGAAGGCGGGGCUGGCGACGCACUCGUGGACGUGGGUCACGCACGUCGCCAUCUGGGGCUCCGUCGCCAUGUGGUUCAUAUUCAUACUCAUCUACAGUAACCUGUACCCGGUGGUGUUGAUCGGCGCGGUGAUGCGCGGCAUGGACCGCAUGGUGUUCAGCUCGCUGCUGUUCUGGCUCGGGCUGGUCCUCAUACCCAUCGCCACCCUCGUGCCGGACCUACUAGUCACUGUUAUCCACAACUCGGCGUUCAAGACAAUGACGGAGGCGGUGCGAGAGAGCGAGAUAAAACAACGCGAUCCAGCCGCUCUGCUCGCACACUCGCGGCCCUCCCUCACGGAGACGGCGCGGCUGCUGCAGAACGUGCGCAGCGUAUUCAGCCGCCGCUCCGCCACCCAGUCCAACAUGGAGCUCGAGCUGUCGCAUGGCUUCGCUUUCUCACAAGAAGAGGGCGGCUCGGUGUCGCAGGCGGCGAUGGUACGCGCGUACGACAGCGAGUGCCCGCAGCCGAGUGCGGCCAGCUCCUGAGCUGACGCCGUGCGGCGCCGCUCGCCGCUCUUCACCAUCUGCUGAGCCCAGUGGCCACACACAUCACGCGUACAAAAUACUCCCAUACAUUUUGUAACAUACAUAACAUCAAACUGUUGAUUUACACGUGAAACAGUGUAUCUAUACAAGAAUUAUUUCUCAAUAAUCUAAUUCAUUUUCUUCAUAUAAUGUAUAUGUGUAAAGCAUUAAUAAUGUGUAAUAUCUAUUCUAUUUAUACUGAAUAGUAUACGUUUAUGCAUUUUUAGAUGCAUCUGAAUGUAUAAUUGUGGGGACACGGUUGGUUAUACACUAAUACUCGGGCACAGGGAAUGCUGUUAUUACAAACGUUGUAUGUGGGAUUGGAUGUAAUGAUAAACGCUUUAUGUUGAGCUAAAUUAUAGAGAAACAGAGACGAGACGUAGCGAAUGGAAGAAGGAGAAAGGAAACAAAACGUUUGUCAAAUGGGAGAAUGGAGUGUAGACAGAAUAUUCUUCGAGUCUUGUUUGCUUUCUACUCCUUUCUCUCACUACUCUCUUUCCAUUUCACCUAUCAUUACAAUUCAAUUAAUAAUUUCAUGCAAUGCUUCGUGUAUAGUUGAACAAUUUUAGGUAUUCGGAAUACAUACAGAAAUGUGUAUUAAUUUUUCGAUUGAAGUACCAAGAUACUGGUAUAUUUAUAUAUAUUUAAAACUGUGUUCUUAACCUCACUUCCGUAUGGAAAGCUUACAAAAGAUUAUAAAGCAAAAGACACGACAUAAACUGCUUUAAAAAUUAAAUUAUUUAUUAAAAGUCUUAAGCUAAAAAUAUUGAUGUGGGAUACAUAUAAGUGGCCUAUUCUCCUAUAUUUUGCAAUACAAUUAUAUAUGUUAUAUGUACGUAUGCAAAAGGCUUGCCAAUAGUGACGGGUAUACGGUA